UAUUAGAAGCACCCGUGGUGGAAGACCAGGAAUGGUUACACUUGUGUAAUCUCACAGGUGUUGGUAUCUGUUGCCAAAUACUGAACGAGAAGCCGGCUCCAGCUGAUCACCAUAAAAGCUUUCCCAGCACUCUCUUGGCCUCCCGGAGGAAGCAGGGCGAUCUGAUCAGCGGGCUGAAAGGAUGCAGGAGCUGUUGCCCCAGUGAGCGAGGCAGUCUGAUAGAGUGAUCGACCAAAGCCACAGCAGUGACCCGCACAAAGGGAAAGCCCUGGUCUGUGCCUGGAUCCUGGAGUCACAGCGCCGUCACAGCUCGGAAGGCCCCCCGUCGCCAGAGAAGCCCACGGGGGAUGACAGCAUGUCGGCCUUCUGGCUGCGGUCUGGCCUGCUGCUUCUCUUGGCUUUUCUCUGCCCUCCAAGUUCCCCGUGCGGCCUUUCGACACACGUAGAAAUAGGACACAGAGCUCUGGAGUUUCUGCAGCUCCCACAUGGGCGUGUUAACUACAAAGAGCUGUUACUAGAACACCAAGAUGCAUAUCAGGCUGGGGCCGUAUUUCCUGAUGCUUUUUACCCCAGCUUCUGUAAAUCAGGAAAAUUCCAUGAUGUGUCUGAGAGUACACACUGGACCCCGUUCCUCAAUGCAAGUGUCCAUUACAUCCGGGAGAACUUUCCCCUUCCCUGGGAGAAGAACACCGAGAAGCUGGUGGCCUUCUUGUUUGGAAUCACCUCUCAUAUGGUGGCAGAUGUGAGCUGGCACAGCCUGGGUAUUGAACAGGGCUUCCUCAGGACCAUGGGGGCUAUUGAUUUUCAUGGCUCCUAUUCUGAUGCCCAUUCAGCUGGUGAUUUCGGAGGAGACGUGGUGAGCCAGUUUGAAUUUAAUUUUAAUUACCUCGCUCGGCACUGGUAUGUGCCUGUCAAAGAUCUAGUGGAGAUUUAUGAGAAACUCUAUGGUCGAAAAGUCAUCACAGCAAAUGUCAUUGUCGACUGUUCAUACCUUCAGUUCUUGGAGAUGUAUGGAGAGAUGUUAGCUGUUUCCAAGCUUUAUUCCACCUACUCUAUAAAGUCCCCGUUUUUGGUGGAACAUUUCCAAGAAUAUUUCCUUGGAGGACUGGAUGAUAUGGCAUUCUGGUCCACAAAUAUCUACCGUCUGACGAGCUUCAUGCUAGAGAAUGGUACCAGCAACUGCGACCUGCCCGAGAACCCUCUGUUCAUUGCAUGUGGCGGCCAUCGAAACAACAGCCUCAGCUCAAAAGCACAGAAAAAUGAUUUCCAUAGGAAUUUGACUGCAUCUGUAACCAAACACAUUGGAAAAAACAUAAACUAUACGGAAAGAGGAGUGUUCUAUAGUGUGGAUUCCUGGACCCCGGAUUCCAUAACCUUUGUGUACCAGAAUUUGGAAAGGAGCCUACGGACCAUGUUUACGGGCAGCUCCCAGCACCCCACGAAGCACAUCUCCACACCCUCAGCAUCUUACUUCCUGUCCUUGCCCUAUGCCAGGCUUGGUUGGGCCAUGGCCUCAGCAGACUUCAACCAGGAUGGGCAUGGCGACCUCGUGGUGGGUGCACCUGGCUACAGCCACCCUGGCCACCUCCAGGUAGGGCGUGUGUAUGUGAUCUAUGGCAACGACCAGGGCCUGCCCCACAUGGACCUGGACCUGGACAAGGAUGCACAUCGGGUCCUGGAGGGCUCCAAGCCCUCAGGUCGCUUUGGCUCGGCUGUGGCUGUGAUGGACUUUAACAAGGACGGGGCACCUGACCUGGCCGUGGGAGCACCCUCGGUGGGCUCCGAGCAGCUCACAUACAAAGGAGCAGUGUACAUCUACUUUGGUUCCAAACAAGGAAGACUGUCUUCUUCCCCUGACAUCACCAUCUCCUGCCAGGAUGUCUACUGUAACUUGGGCUGGACGCUCCUGGCUGCAGACGUGAGUGGAGACGGCAUGCCUGACCUAGUGAUUGGCUCGCCCUUUGCACCAGGCGGAGGGAAGCAGAAAGGCAUGGUGGCUGUGUUCUAUUCUGGCUCCCAUGGGAGUAAAAAAGGAGAGCUGAGUGUGGAGGCAGCGGACUGGCUGGUGCGAGGUGAGGAGGACUUCUCCUGGUUUGGCUACUCCCUCCAUGGAGUCACCGUGAACAACAGCACCUUGCUGCUGGUGGGGAGCCCGACCUGGAAGAAUGUCAGCAGGCUACGCCACUCGCUCCACAGGCACAGGGACACCCAGAGCCUUGGCAAGGUGUACGGCUACUUCCCACCCAGCUCCCAAAGCAAGUUUGCCAUUUCUGGGGACAAGGCAAUGGGGAAACUUGGCACUUCCCUCUCAAGUGGCCACGUCAUGAUGAAUGGGACCCUGACACACGUGCUGCUAGUCGGGGCCCCGACUCGAGAUGACCAGUCUAAGAUGGCCUUCCUGACCAUGACGCUGCACCAAGGAGGGGCCACACGGAUGUACAGGCUGAUGCAGGAUGUGCAGCCGGCCCUGGUCAGCACCUUCAGUGGGGACCGCCGCUUCUCCCGCUUUGGUGAGGUUCUGCACCUCAGUGACCUGGACCAUGAUGGCGUAGAUGAAAUUAUCAUGUCAGCCCCACUGAGGAUCACAGACGCAACCUCGGGGCUACUGGGCGGAGAAGAUGGGCGAGUUUACAUAUACAACGGCAAGCACACCUCCCUUGGUGACGUGACAGGCAAAUGCAAAUCAUGGAUAACUCCCUGUCCAGAAGAAAAGGCCCAAUAUGUACUAAUUUCUCCUGAAGCAAGUUCACGGUUUGGGAGUGCCCUGAUCUCUGUGAGGUCAAAGGAGAAGAACCAAAUUGUCAUUGCUGCUGGAAGGAGUUCUUUGGGAGCUCGGCUGUCUGGGGCACUGCAUAUCUAUAAUCUCAGCUAGAGCUCGCUCCACUUCCGUCUCCUGCCAAGUCGUCUCCAGGGUGAGCAAUCUGGAGGACAAGCUGGCACGUCCAGCAAAGGCGUGGUGGAGCUCCUGAAGUAAAACCGCAACCCUAUGGAAAUAAAUGGCGACUCCACCAGAAGUUUGUGAAAGAGCAGACACUCUGGUUCUUUGUCUUUUCAAGUGUCCUUCCUUGCUUCCUGUACAUCUCAGCCUUUCUUCUUUCCUAGCCUACUGCCUGUGCUCUGACCUGUAUGUCAUACAGCCUGAACACUGGUCUCUCCGAUGCCUAGAUGUGCUCUCGCUCUCUGGUCAUCUCCUAGGAUGUCCACAGUUCCUCCUAAACAACCUCUUUCCUUGCUGCUAGAAUUUGGAUCGUAAACGUUAAAGUUCAUGUUGCAGGCUCAGCUCCCGCUGUUGGCCCUUUGGGAGGUGGUGGUGGUGGUAGGGGCAGGGCCUGGAUGGAGGAAGCAGGUUACCGUGAGAGCCCUGAAAGGUGUCUUGGGACUCCAGGCCCCCAAUGCUUCAUUGUCACAUGCUUCUGUAUGAGGUAUGCCUUGGCACAGGCCCAAGCUACAGGCCACCUGACUGUGGACAUGCUCAGACUGAGAGCCUCAGUAGUAUUUCCUCAUUUUAAGCUGUCCACUCUAGUGUUUUGUCACAGUGAGAAGCAGACCAACCCCGGGGCCCAUUCCAAUCAAACUAUAAGCACUGUAAGCAGAAACAAACCCGAGGGAGGAGAUAAGUGUGGGGUAGUCCUUCGCACUUACUGGGAUCUGGCCCUUUCUAACAAGAGUUAUUCUAUUUUCUAAGUUUUAUAUAGUAAGUGACACAUGUAAAACUAAAGCUUGGCUAACUCUGUGCCCUCAGAAACUUCUGCAGGGAUGGCUGAUCUAACAGGUGGUGGACCGCUUGGCUCUGCCAGAGUUCGGUCACCCCGUGAAGGGCUCUCCUUGUGCUAGGUGGCCAUUCAUCGUACCAGCAGAACUACAGCAGGAGAGAUCUGGCCUAAGCCAGGGGCUACUGCAAGGGACCAAGGAAGUGAAGGACAGAGGAGGGAUGUGGGCCUUGGCCUCACUUGCUCUGGGCUGUUUUCAGUAAGGGUUCCAUGAGCCAGUCCUUCAGAAUGGAGCAUUUAAGGGAGAGGAAUGCACACAGCAUUUCAGCCUCACUAGAGGCCACAUGCGUGACAGCUAGUUAACAGUAAACAGCUUGUUUUGUACCGAGAGAAGCUCCUUACUCUGACACUGAUGAAAUAUAGGCAAGAGAGUCAAGGACAGGAGCCCUUCUCAGCUUCUCUGGAGAAAGCAUGAGCCAGGAAUAAAAAUCUAGCUGAAAAGUUCAAUCAGAGCAAGGAAAAGCUACUGUGCCUGAGAUGUGUGCACAGUGGGUUGGUGCAGGAAGUCCCAGCUGUGUUGCUCAUUUCCAGAUGGGGGCAAAUAGCGUCCAGCUUGGGCACAAAGUACUGACAGCUCAACAAAUGUGAAGAACUGUUUUUAUUUAAAAGAUCUGGUGGGGGGGGACCCAGAAAUUACUUAGCUUAUCCACUUAGGAGCUGAGCCAUCUGAGAGUAGAACAGGAUGAAGAUACAGUUCUCUCAGUAUUGUAUCUGCCUGGAAGGAGGACGCAUACUUUCAUGUUGCCAUUGCUCUGUAAGUGUCAGUGUUUUUAUGCUUCACUAAAUGAUAAAGGCUGUGUUUAACAUGUUCAUGACGGGGCUGUGAUUUGUGUCUUGCUGCUGGGCAGCUCUGAACCACAAGUGUUAAAUUUGACCAUUAGUGACCUCAGAAUUUGCAUUUCUCUCAAUGCCUGAACAUACCAGAGGGUGAACAUAAAGGAAAGGUUAAAAAUCUGUAAUAAUGGGAGCACAUUUCUAAGUUUAUAGUAUAUUUAGCCAUACUAACUUCUGUGAAAAAAAUCACACUCCUGUUGGUCAGUCUAUAUAA
Messenger RNA from Fukomys damarensis (Damara mole-rat), 4818 nucleotides. RefSeq names its product glycosylphosphatidylinositol specific phospholipase D1 (gene Gpld1). The record is from RefSeq and is a predicted model, not a curated record. Gene Ontology annotation, cellular component: extracellular region; extracellular matrix. Gene Ontology annotation, molecular function: GPI anchor phospholipase D activity. The transcript is spliced from 26 exons. Lineage: Eukaryota; Metazoa; Chordata; Mammalia; Rodentia; Bathyergidae. Bases 356 to 2872 code for a protein of 838 amino acids.